CUCUACGUGUAGUACUCAAGACAAUAAACCAAAAAAAGUCAUCGGAUAUGAGCAUGAAAAACUGGUUAUAUGCAUGGAAGGACCCAACCCUGAAUCUGAUCUUACUGGAAGACAGUGCGGCAGUCAUAGGCGUUGCCUUAGCCUCUGCAGGUGUGGGACUCACUCAUCUCACUUCCAAUCCUUUUUACGACUCCUUGGGAUCUGUUUGUAUUGGCGGACUUCUGAUGUUUGUGGCAAAUUUCAUACUACGCAGUAAUUUAGAAACAAUCAUUGGAAAGUCAAUUCCACCAAAACAACUGGCAGGGAUCACUUCUGAUCUGGAAUGUGAUAAAGUUGUAAGAGGUGUCCACGACGUGAAGACCACUGAUAUGGGAGGCGCGACAAAAUUCAAGGCAGAAGUGGACUUUGAUGGCAAGAUGGUUUCCUUAAAUUACCUCAGUAGACAAAACAAAAAGGCAAUAUUGGAGGAGAUGAAGUGUGCCAAGACUGUGGAGGAUGCAGAAGCUAUCAUAGUGAAGCAUGGGGAGGGGAUAUCAGACCAACUUGGCAUGGAGAUAGACAGGCUGGAGAGUAACCUCAAGAAAAAACAUACUCAUCUGCGGCACAUAGAUAUAGAGAUAAACUGAAAGAAGCAAGGAUUCUGGAAAAAAGCCAGGAUUGAAUGCUGCUAAAUGAUGAUAUAUUUUAUCAUUUUGUUCCCUUUGUUAUACACUGACACAGUAAGUUUUUGAGAGUUCUGCAUUGUGCAUUGCAGCUUCUUAAUGGCUGGACCUUCACAAUGCGUGGUUUCUUUCAAAGGAACCGAAUGCCAGCAGGUGCUACAAAGUGGUCCUAACAAAUUGCAUACAUGUAUAUGAUCUGCUUGAUUUUUAACUGUAAACCAGCAGUAUAAACAUAGUGGUGGCUGAACGCAUUGUCUUAUACUGAGGACUUACUAGUACACGUAAUAUAAGAAGGAAAAUUUGCGGUUGUUUUUUCUUGUGAAAUUGCUCUAAAUUAUACCACAUUGUGUCUCAGUUUUAUGUGAUAAUUUAUCAAUAUGCAAGUACAGUCAGAAGGUUCUUGUUGUUAGUUUACAAAUUUAAGCCAGUUUGUAUUAAUCUGUGAAAAUUUGAACAUUUGUCUCAUUACUAAGGGAACUUUGAGGUUAGACCAAGUUGUAAUAUAAAGGUGCAGAACCUUACAUUCGAAGUAUAUGUGUAGAUUUUACUUUUUUUCCCCAACACGUUUGUGUAGGUGAGUUGAAUUAAACACUGUUAGCACUUGUAGAGCAUAAAUCCGGGUGAACAACCUAACCUGUUGUUUCGAAGCCCCUUUGGGGGUCAUCUUUAGUUAUUUAUUUUAAAACUUGAAUUGAGCAGCAGGUUGUCCUACCGCUUGAAAAGAUUAUCUCUAAGAAUCAAAAGUGGUCAAAAUUAUAAUGGUGAUAUUUGCAUACUGCAGUCAAGAGCUUUUUCCACAGAAAUAUGGAAUUCUCCAUUUUUUAAUUCAGUUGUGUGCGAUUGUUCCCCAGAUUCAUCAAGAUCUGCAAUAAAAUGAUAAAUGUUCAGUUUUUUUUUUUUUAUCCUAGGCUCAUGUUCAAUAAUGUGUUGGUUACUUAUCAAUAUGCUAUUUAUUUAUUUAUUUAUCUGCUUGUUGUCAUUGAAACAUUGUGUAUUUGUAAGUGCCAAACAUUCCUGUGCGUGUGUUUAAGUUAAAAGUUCUGAAGGUCAGUUGACAAGUUUAUAUUAUUUAGAACAUGCCUCUGUAUAACUUCUGGCAUAACAGUUAACAGUAGAGCUUUCUAGUAUCUGUGUUUAAAACUGGUUAAUUUGCUUUAUGUCAAUUUUGGUUAUUUUCAAAAAAAGAAAAAGAAAAAAGUGCUUUCUGACUAGGUAAUAUAUUCAUGUUCCUGAUAUAGCUUUAUGGUAGAUAGAUAGAAAUAAA
Messenger RNA from Lingula anatina, 1926 nucleotides. Its product is annotated as proton-coupled zinc antiporter SLC30A9, mitochondrial. The record is from RefSeq and is a predicted model, not a curated record. Gene Ontology annotation, cellular component: membrane; endoplasmic reticulum. Gene Ontology annotation, biological process: transmembrane transport; zinc ion transport; intracellular zinc ion homeostasis. Gene Ontology annotation, molecular function: monoatomic cation transmembrane transporter activity. Lineage: Eukaryota; Metazoa; Brachiopoda; Lingulata; Lingulida; Lingulidae.